GUAUCUACUCGGGUAUUAUUAUUUUGAUAAGUCAAAAUCAAGUACAAAAAAAAACUACCUGCAAAGUAAUAAAGCUGAUGAAAAAAAUAGUUUUGAUACUUUAACAUAAAGCUUUCAUUUUAAUAGUGUUUUGUAAGCGGAGUUGUGGGCGGCUCUUGACCGCAGUCUCCAGGAUAGGAUGUGAUGUUUCACAUGCACUUUGAUAUCAUAAAUCAACGCUACCUCUGUCACGUAAAUGAAACCCUGAGCUAAAUUAGAACAAUAGCCCACUGCUUUGGUCCUAUAAUCCAAAUAAAGUUACAAUGGGAAGGUUAUUAUUGUUGCUUUUCUUGUGUCACUUUUCAUCAUCAGUAAAACACUCCUUGCAGUAUUUCUUCACUCAAACAACUGGAGUCCAGAGCAUCCCUGAGUUUGUGGCUGUUGCCCUUUUUGAUGGAGUUCAGGGAGGUUACUAUGAUAGCAGCACAAGAAGAGCAGAACCCAAAACAGAAUGGAUUAAAAAGCUCAUGAAGGAUGAUCCUCAGCACCUGCAGUGGUACGCUGAUCAAUCUUUGCACACCAAUGAGGUUUUCAAACAUUACAUUUGGAGUUUAAGGCAACGUUUCAACCAAACUGGAGGUGUUCAUAUUUUGCAGAGUAUGAAUGGCUGUGAAUGGGAUGAUGAGACUGGAGAGGUUACUGGGUUCAUUCAGUACGGUUAUGAUGGAGAAGAUUUUAUAGCAUUGGACCUGCAGAAACUGACAUGGAUCACUGCAAAGCCACAGGCUGUCAUCACCAAACUCAGAUGGGAUACUGAAAAAACUCGAUUAGAACACAAUAAAGAACUUUUCAUCCAUAAAUGUCCUGAGCUUUUAAAGAACUAUUUGCAGUAUGGGAGGAGCUUUUUGCAGACAGCAGUCCUACCUUCAGUGUCUCUCCUCCAGAAGUCGUCCUCCUUUCCAGUCAGCUGCCACGCUACAGGUUUCUACCCUGACAGAGCCGUGAUGUUCUGGAGGAAAGAUGGAGAGGAGAUCCAUGAAGGUGUGCAUCACACAGAGAGCCUUCCCAACAAUGAUGGGACCUUCCAGAUGAGUGUUGAUUUGAAACUUUCAGUCACACCUGAAGACUGGCAGACGUACGACUGUGUGUUUCAGCUCUCUGGCGUGAACGAGUACAUUGUCACCAAACUGGACAAAACAGCGAUCAGGACCAACUGGGAGAAGCCCACUGACAUCAGAGCUACAGUGGUUGUUCUAGCGAUCGUCCUCAUUGCAGCUGUUGCAGUUGGGGCAGCUGUGGUGUUUUUCACUUACAAAAGAAAGAAAGCUCCUGACAAUGUCUCUGAACAGUCUGAGAGACUAAAUCCACAAACGUGACCGACACUCAAGCUGUUCUGUGCUCCACUCUCUGUAUGACUUUAGUCUGGCUGUUUAAGUUCUUCCACAGCUU
Molecule: messenger RNA, 1428 nt
Organism: Oreochromis niloticus (Nile tilapia)
Lineage: Eukaryota; Metazoa; Chordata; Actinopteri; Cichliformes; Cichlidae
Product: major histocompatibility complex class I-related gene protein
Exons: 6
Coding region: 303-1355 (350 amino acids)
Biological process (GO): immune response
Cellular component (GO): external side of plasma membrane
Source: RefSeq, a predicted model, not a curated record